Rotaria sp. Silwood2 is the source of this 720-nucleotide messenger RNA. The record is from the annotation of a GenBank genome assembly. Lineage: Eukaryota; Metazoa; Rotifera; Eurotatoria; Philodinida; Philodinidae.
AUGGAAAGUACGAAUAAUCAUCAAUUUAUCGCAUUUUCUCCAAUUGUAGUCCAUCAAUAUCGACGAAGAUCAAUUCCUACAAUUAUUACUGAUGAUCAUAUAAAUGGCAUAUUGGAGAAGCUUGGUUCAUCAAAACAAGACCUGACAACAGAACAAUUAUCUACAUUUACUUCUACAACAGAAACAUCAUCAAGAUUAUUUACAAUAGAAACAUCUACAUCGACAAAUCAAACAUCUUCUGUUUCUCUAUUUCAAACAAAACGUUUACCUAUUGAUCCCGAUGUUGUUGCACCUGAUGGUUCACUCGUUCGUAAUUUAUUAACAACAAUUGGUGGUAGUAUGGCACAAUUUGAUCUUCCACCUGGUAUGACAUCGAAUGCUGUUGAACAUCGAACUGUUUACGAAAUAUGGUAUUUCCUAUCUGGUCAAGGUGAAUUUUGGCGGAAACAGAAAGAAAUAGAAGAAAUUGUUACAGUCGAUACUAAUGUAUGUAUAACCAUACCAGUUGGUACUCAAUUUCAAUUUCGUACAAUUGGACGAAAACCUCUCAUAGCAGUGGCAAUUACAAUGCCGCCAUGGCCUGGAGAAAAUGAAGCUAUGCCGAGAAAAGGUAUUUGGAAUGCAACUUUUAUUGGACUUCCGAACUCAUCAACAAAAUUGCUGAAUUCAAUCUAUCUGUGGAUGAUUAUCCUCACUUUACAAAUAGCAAAAACACUAUAA